Molecule: messenger RNA, 1206 nt
Organism: Fusarium keratoplasticum
Lineage: Eukaryota; Fungi; Ascomycota; Sordariomycetes; Hypocreales; Nectriaceae
Exons: 1
Coding region: 1-1206 (401 amino acids)
Source: RefSeq, a predicted model, not a curated record
AUGCGAUCCCUCAUCACACUCUCGGCCCUCGCCAUUUCUAGCGCUUGGGCCCAUGUCAUCAUGGUUGAGCCUCACCCCUUCAACCUCGACACCGCACCCUUCGUGCAGGUCGAUCCUCUCGGCCCCGACGCCCCCUUCCCUUGUCAAGGCCGCACCCAGCACCCCGAGGAGGUUACCAAGGUGACUGCCGGAACCACCCAAAAGGUCAAGUUCUGGGGCAGCGCUGUUCACGCCGGCGGAUCGUGCCAGUUCAGCAUCUCGCACGGCAAGGAUCCCUCCAAGGACGUUAAAGGCUGGCGAACCAUCUACUCCAUCAUCGGCGGAUGUCCAGCCGAAGCCCAAGGCAACAUCCCCAGCAUCGCCAAGGACCCCCAGGGUCGUGAGCACGGCCCCGAGUGCAGCAACGACAGCGGCAAGGAGUGUAUUCGCGAGUUCGACAUCCCGAUCCCCAUGGACAUGCAGAACGGCCCCGCCGUCUUCGCCUGGACUUGGUUCAACAAGCUUGGAAACCGAGAGAUGUACAUGGUCUGCGCUCCUAUUGAGGUUGUGGGAGGAAAAGACGACAGUUCAUUCGUCGACACUCUGCCUCCUCCCUUUGUCGCCAAUAUUCCAGGACAGUGCACCACAGGCCAGGGCGUUCUCGGAUUCCCUGAGCCUGGUGAUUUUGGCAAGGUUCUUGAGCCUGCGAGCCACGAUGAAUCUAGCAAGUGUCCUGCCGCCGCCGACCCCAACUUCAAGGAACCUGCUGGCGGAGACGCUGCCCCCAAGCCUGAGAUUCCUUCGAAGCCUGCAUCGUCAGUAGCGGCUCAACCCAGUGUACCUGCUCCCGAGAAGCCCAGUGAGGGGGGUGAUGUUAUCUUCAUUACUGCUCCCACUGGUGCGACCAGCGCCGCCGGUGCUCCUACCCAGCAACCUGUUGCACCCUCUGCCGGUGAAUCAGCCCCCAUCGCUUCUUCUGUUAAUAAGCCAGCUCCUUCCAGCCAGCCUGCUGCCAGUGCCCCAGCCCCAGUCCCAUCUACCGACGACUCUUCCUCCGGCAGCAACCGUCCCUGGUGGGCUGUCGGCAUGGAGCCCUGCCCAGUGCCUGGACAGCUCGUGUGCAUGUCACCGACCUUCUUCGGCCUGUGCAACCGCGGCUGGGCUCUGCCUCAAGCUGUGCCUCAGGGAACAAAGUGCCUCGAUGGCCAGAUUGUCGUGGACGUGUGA